GUGGGACAUGCUGCUGGGACAUCUUUUUAGGGUUUGUCAAUUACGUCCGCCGUUUCAUUCCAAAUAUGGCAGGGGUAACUUCCCCUCUCACGGAUCUCUUGAAGAAGGGCACGUUCGCAGGGGGGGGGGAGAGCAGCAGGCUGCAUUAAAAAGGCUCAAACUUCUCCUGACUACACCUCUGGCUCUUCGGAUUGCGGAUCCUUACCAUCUGUUCAAGCUCAUCACCGAAGCUAGCGAUCUGGCCGUUGGCGCAGUCUUGUUACAAGACUUCGGCGAAGGCCUACAACCCAUCGCCUACGAGUUACGGAAGUUGAACCAAGCCGAGCGAAAUUAUCCUGUCCACGACAAGGAGUUACUCGCCAUCGUUCACACUUUCAAGGUUUGGCGCUGCUACCUGAUGGGCGCUGGCAUGACAGUCCGAACAGACCACAAGUCACUACAGUUUAUCUGUGCCCGACCGACACUGAACCCCCGACAGAUUCGCUGGCUUGACUAUCUCAACGGCAACGACACGAUCUUAGUCGUCGUUGAUCGGUUGCCGCCUGCAAGACAAAAAUUACUGCCGAGAAGAGAGCGAAACUGUUCCUCACAAACAUCGUGCGGCUACAUGGCAUCCCCUCGGCAAUCAUCAGCGAUCGUGACCCACGCUUCAUGUCCAGCUUUUGGACAAAAACAUGGCAGCAGUACGGCACACGUCUGCAUCUGUCCACCGCUUACCACUCGUAAUCGGACGGUCACACUGAGCGCACCAAUCAGACGAUGGAGCAGCUGAUUCGCACGACGUGCACAGACCCG
Messenger RNA from Closterium sp. NIES-67, 795 nucleotides. NCBI's taxonomy places the organism in Eukaryota, Viridiplantae, Streptophyta, Zygnematophyceae, Desmidiales, Closteriaceae. The record is from the annotation of a GenBank genome assembly.